Molecule: messenger RNA, 1134 nt
Organism: Xenopus laevis (African clawed frog)
Lineage: Eukaryota; Metazoa; Chordata; Amphibia; Anura; Pipidae
Gene: thrb.L
Product: thyroid hormone receptor, beta L homeolog
Biological process (GO): positive regulation of DNA-templated transcription; positive regulation of transcription by RNA polymerase II; negative regulation of transcription by RNA polymerase II
Cellular component (GO): RNA polymerase II transcription regulator complex; nucleus
Molecular function (GO): sequence-specific DNA binding; DNA binding; RNA polymerase II cis-regulatory region sequence-specific DNA binding
Source: RefSeq, marked provisional
UAGGGUAUAUACCCAGCUACUUGGAUAAAGAUGAGCUAUGCGUGGUGUGUGGAGACAAGGCUACAGGGUAUCAUUAUAGAUGUAUCACCUGCGAGGGCUGCAAGGGCUUUUUUAGAAGAACUAUUCAGAAGAACCUCCACCCAAGCUAUUCUUGUAAAUAUGAAGGAAAAUGUGUUAUAGACAAAGUAACAAGAAACCAGUGCCAAGAAUGUCGCUUCAAAAAGUGCAUCGCUGUUGGAAUGGCAACAGACUUGGUUUUGGAUGACAACAAACGUUUGGCAAAAAGAAAGCUCAUAGAAGAAAACAGAGAAAAAAGACGGAAAGAUGAGAUUCAGAAAUCACUUGUUCAGAAACCUGAACCCACACAAGAAGAAUGGGAGUUGAUACAAGUUGUCACUGAAGCACAUGUGGCCACCAACGCACAGGGAAGCCACUGGAAACAGAAAAGAAAAUUUUUGCCAGAGGACAUUGGACAAGCUCCCAUAGUUAAUGCGCCCGAGGGUGGAAAAGUGGACUUAGAAGCCUUCAGCCAGUUUACAAAAAUAAUCACCCCAGCAAUUACAAGAGUGGUUGAUUUUGCCAAAAAGCUACCUAUGUUUUGUGAGCUGCCAUGUGAAGACCAGAUCAUCCUUCUUAAAGGCUGUUGUAUGGAGAUCAUGUCGCUCCGAGCAGCAGUGCGUUAUGACCCCGAAAGUGAAACUCUAACGUUAAAUGGUGAGAUGGCAGUGACAAGGGGGCAGCUAAAAAAUGGAGGACUUGGAGUGGUUUCAGAUGCCAUCUUUGACUUAGGGGUAUCGCUUUCUUCAUUCAGUCUUGAUGAUACCGAAGUCGCCUUGUUGCAGGCUGUGCUGCUUAUGUCAUCAGAUCGGCCUGGUCUUGCUAGCGUGGAGAGAAUAGAAAAGUGCCAGGAAGGUUUCCUCUUGGCUUUUGAACACUACAUUAAUUACAGGAAACAUAACAUUGCACACUUUUGGCCAAAACUGCUGAUGAAAGUCACCGACCUCCGCAUGAUUGGAGCGUGCCACGCCAGCCGGUUCCUGCACAUGAAGGUGGAGUGCCCCACUGAACUGUUUCCCCCACUGUUCUUGGAAGUGUUUGAGGACUAGAACAGACUGUGCUUCUGGAUUCUCAGCA